This is a messenger RNA of Knipowitschia caucasica, 3897 nucleotides long. Lineage: Eukaryota; Metazoa; Chordata; Actinopteri; Gobiiformes; Gobiidae. The record is from the annotation of a GenBank genome assembly.
AUGGGACGGAAAGAUCUUCGAACACUCAGCAAGUACCAGCUCAUCCUCGCCAGAGACCAAUUCCGUAAAAACCCUCCUCCGAACAUCCAGGGUCAGCAGCAGGGAAUGCUGGAGGGAGACUUUGCCCUUUGCAUUAGUCUGUACCAUGGGUACGAGCUGCUCAUGCAGAUGGGCCUCAGGUCUCUUUUCUUUUAUGUGCAAGGCAUCAUGGACGGCUCCAGAGAAAUGUCCAGGGCCAGGAAUGAACUUCAGAGAACUCCUACUUUUGUGGAACUCUACCAAGAGAUGGAAGCCAUGUUCAUGAAGCCUGCAGUUGGUCCAGACGAGCCAUUCGUCUACAGUCACCCCAAACUCGAGAAACUGGAAGAAGUGGUGCUUCAGCAUUUCAGACAGUGGUCAGAGACCACAACAGAUGUGACAAACAGAGUCGGCACACGGGUGAUGAUCUUCUCCUCGUUCCGUGAAAGUGUGCAGGAGAUUGCUGCUAUGUUUAAUCGCCACACUCCUCUCAUCAGAGUCAUGACCUUCAUGGGCCAAGCUUCAACCGGGAAAGGCGUCAAAGGAUUCACCCAGAAAGAACAGCUGGAGGUUGUGCAAAGGUUUCGGCAAGGGGGGUUUAACACACUGGUGUCCACCUGUGUUGGGGAGGAAGGCCUGGACAUUGGUGAAGUUGAUCUCAUAGUUUGUUUUGAUGCCCAGAAGAACCCCAUCCGUCUUGUGCAGCGCAUGGGACGCACAGGGCGCAAACGACAGGGCCGCAUCGUUGUGAUUCUGGCUGAGGGCCGCGAAGAGAGAACCUACAAUCAGAGCCAAAGUAACAAGCGCAGUGUGUACAAGUCCAUCACCUGUAACUCCAGUGGCUUCAGCAUGUAUCCGCACAGUCCUCGUAUGCUGCCAGAGGGAGUGCAGCCCAGGCUCCACCAGAUGCACAUCACCUGCGGCCAGUUCGACCCCCAAGAGGGCAGCCGGCGCUCCAAAGGACGCAAGUCUAGUGCAGAAGGACGGAUCUCACUUAUUCAUCCACUCAUCCCACAAAGGGCCUCCAUGUCAGAUGGUUUUCUGAACAGCACAGAAUAUUCGCUGUGGACCUCCAGCAUGAAACUGCAUGAAGAUGAGCCUCAUCCUGUUUUGAAGCCAUCUCACCUCGAGUCCUUUCCAACAGAGCUGCACAACCAGGAACAGAAGUGCACAGAUGUUGCUCCAUCCCGGGAAUUGUCUCUUAGCGAGUGGAGACACUGGCAGAUUAAAAGCUUGCCCACACAUGCCGUAGACCAUUCUCUUCGCUGCCAACACUUCAUUAAGAUCAUGGAGAUGGUCGACCAAAUGAAAUAUGAACCCGAGGGGCAGUGUCGAUACGAAAAAGAGCUCCGGCCUUUUCAUUCCGAAGCCAACAGCAAAAUUAUGAAGAGGAAAUCAAAAACGACAGCAAAAAAUCCCAGUCAUCCGUCUUUAUUCGACCCAGACUUUAUCGGGGAGUUACCUGAAGUGCAACUGGUGACUGAGGAGCAGUCUUUUCCCAUUACAAUUGACGUUGCCAUGGAAACUACCUCACCAGAACCUGUAAACGACAUUGAGAUGUCAGAGGACAACGAUUGUAUUUCGAACGCCGAUCAAGAACUUUUGAGGCCACAUUCACCUACGUGUGAUCAGGACGAGGAUCUUGAACUUCAGGCCAUGUUCUAUCUGCCCAAUUGGGAACGUCGUCUUUCCUCCUCCAGAACAAACGGAGACAGUCGUUUGAAAGUCAUUCUUGCAAAUGUUUCAGAGCUGUUGUCGCGUUCACCGCCACGGCUGGAAUUUGACCAUGUGGAUGUCCCUUGUUCGCCAACGCGGCCCGAGCCUUUUCCAGUCUGCUUCAUCCUCGAUGACGAAGACGAGGAGGAGUUGGACGUCGGUUUCUCCAAGCAAAAGCCUUCCAUGGCGCACAGAGAAGUCAAACCGUCCACCCCACGUGCCUUACACAAGUCGGGUGUCUUUCCCCGGUGUCCCACGGGGCACAGAGGAAGUGCGCUCCCGUCUCCAAUAUCCUCUCAUCACGCCUCGGCACCUCGCUUCAAUCAGAUCCACAUCAAAGAAGCAGAAAGCAAGAGGAAUGCAGUGGGAGACUGCAGCGACAGCGAGGAAGAAAUAAUGGUGAAGAACCUGAGCAGAAAGCAGCUCAAAAACUAUUUCUCUUCUCCAGAAAAGACGUUACUGGUCAGUGAUGUGGACUCUCCAAUCAUUCUCAAGAAAAAACGAGCUGCUGCUGCUCUGGAUACAUCUGGUGAAAUGGAGAAAGGUGCGAUAUCUGAUGAUGAUUUCCAGAACGACUCGGUUUUCUCCAAAAUCAACCCUGAACUUGUGGACAGAAAACACCCUAAAAAACGAAUAAAAGAGCAGUGCCGAGGAGCUCACCGCUUCCUGGACAACGAGGCCGAGCUGUCUGGAGAUGAGGAGGGUGUGUCCAGCGAUGAAGAUGAUGGCGAAGAGCAGAACGGCUCUCUGGAAGGCUUCAUGGUGGACAACUCCCACCUCUCCCAGGGUCUCAAUGAAUCUGAGAUGCAUGGGAUCUACCUCAAGUCGGUGCGAAGUCCUGCUGUGCUCAGCAAGUUCAAAAUGUCCUACAAGAAUAAUCACAACAUGGACAUCUUCUCCCAGGUCCCUGAGGCAGACGAGACGUAUGCAGAGGACAGUUUUGUGGUGGGCAGCGACGAAGAGGAGCAGAGCUGUAGUGAGGAGGAUGAGGAGGAGGUGGGACCGCUGCUGCCCGGAGACUCCUUUGUGGACGGCAGGAGGCAGUACGCCACCAGGAGAAGAGUGUUCCUCCACCACGCCAGAGCCAGAGGCAAAGCACCGGCCACAACCACAGGGGGCGCUAAAGCUAAACGCGCGAGGGUCAUACGUGUGCAGGACUCCAGCGAGGAAGAGGAACAGGCCAGCGAGCAGAAUCCUGACGGUCCUGGGAGCAGAGCAAAGCAUCGGGAAGAACUUCGCCCCACUGAGUCUGCGGCGUCCCGGCUCAGGCUGGCUCCAAAGACCAACGAACAGCAACGCAAUGACAGGCGUCGCCAAAGAGUUGAACGUGAGCACCUCCUGUCUGAUGAGCUGGACUUUGUGGAGUCAGAAUCUCUUUUAUCUGCCAAGGCAGCCUCGGCCCCAGUCCCAGUCCCAGUCCCAGUCCCAGUUUCAGCCUCAGUCCCAGUCUCGGCCUCAACAUCUGCCCCUCGCAGUUCUGAUGCGGGUCCCGUGUGCAUCCUGGUGGACAGCCGAUGUAUCUCCGGAGGCGCUCAGCUGGUGACCUGCCUGCGCCAGCGUCACUCGGCCGCGGUCCACGUGUGCUCUCUGGACGGCAGCUACAUGAUCGUGAGCACGCGCACCGCCGUGGAGAGACACAGCCAAUCAGAGCUGGCCUCCGCCAACAACAGGAAGAGACUGGUGGAGAGAGUGGCCGCGCUGCAGGACGGCUUCGAGAGGGUGUGUCUGAUCGUGGAGAAGGACCGCGUUAAGCCAGGAGACUCAGCCCGUCCUUUCCAGAGAACGCGUUACUACGACAGCACUCUGGCUGCUCUGGUGGGCUCCGGACUGAGGCUGCUGUGGUCUACCGGCCCCGAGGACAGCGCCGCCCUGCUGGUGGACCUGGCCCGUCUGGAGCAGAGGAAGAGCCACGGCAUCAGCGUCCCCCUGGAGGUGAAGGGGCCACAGAGGCAGCAGGCCCUGGAUGUGUACCUGUCCUUACCCUCCGUCAACCACGUGCACGCGCUCAGUCUGUGCCACAACUUCAGGAGCCUCAGCCACCUCAGCAACAGUUCCAUCGAGGCCAUCCAGAAGGGAGGUUGCAUGAGUCGCUCCAGGGCAGAGGUCGUCUACAGAUUUCUGCGAUAUUCUAGUGACGCUUUUCUCAUGAACUGCUCCAAAUAA